Molecule: messenger RNA, 918 nt
Organism: Miscanthus lutarioriparius
Lineage: Eukaryota; Viridiplantae; Streptophyta; Magnoliopsida; Poales; Poaceae
Source: the annotation of a GenBank genome assembly
AUGGCGCGCGGCGGCCUCGCCCACCUGCUCGCCACGCUCCUCCUCUUCGUCCUGCUCGCCACGUCUCUCGCCGUCGGAGCUUCCGAGGCAGAGGCGGACCUCACGCCGGCGGCGCUAGCGCAGGGCGUGUCCGAGGCGGCGGCGGCGGAGCCGGACGCGGAUGCACAGCAGCACCUCCUGCCGCGGCCGCUCGUCAUCGAGCUCCCGUCAGCGCGGGCCGCGGAGGAGCCCGACCCCGAUGCCGACGUCGACGACGUGCCGACGGACGUGCGCUGCGCCAGCUGGCGGCUGGCGGCGGAGGCCAACAACCUCGCGCCGUGGAAGGCGGUGCCGCCGGAGUGCGCGCAGCACGUGCGGGGCUACGUCACCAGCGCCGCCUACCGCUCCGACCUCGAGCUCGUGGCGCGGGAGUCCGCCGCCUACGCGCGCGCGGCCUUGCCGCUCGGCGACGACGGACGCGACGCCUGGGUGUUCGACGUGGACGAGACGCUCCUCUCCAACCUCCCGUACUACGCCGAGCACGGCUACGGGGCCGAGUUGUUCGACCACCACAAGUUUGACGAGUGGGUGGAGAGGGGCGAGGCGGCUGCCAUCCCUUCCAGCUUGAAGCUGUACAAUGAGGUUCGCGAGCUGGGGUUCAAGACCUUCCUGCUCACGGGAAGAAGCGAGGGCCACCGAGGCGUCACGGUGGAGAACCUCAACAAGCAGGGGUUCCAUGACUGGGAAAAGCUUAUACUCAGGGCAGCAGGUGACCGCAAGAAAACCGCGACAGUCUACAAAUCAGAAAAGAGGAAAGAAAUGGAAGAAGAGGGUUACAGGAUCCUAGGCAACUCCGGCGACCAAUGGAGCGACCUGCUGGGAUCUUCCAUGAGUGCUCGUUCUUUCAAGCUCCCUAAUCCAAUGUACUAUAUCCCAUGA